Drosophila biarmipes is the source of this 5196-nucleotide messenger RNA. RefSeq names its product protein vav (gene Vav). The coding region runs from base 517 to 3522 and encodes 1001 amino acids. The record is from RefSeq and is a predicted model, not a curated record. Gene Ontology annotation, biological process: regulation of GTPase activity; cell migration. The transcript has 11 exons. Gene Ontology annotation, molecular function: guanyl-nucleotide exchange factor activity; protein binding. Gene Ontology annotation, cellular component: cytoplasm. NCBI's taxonomy places the organism in Eukaryota, Metazoa, Arthropoda, Insecta, Diptera, Drosophilidae.
CAAACGGUCGAAGGCGAGUCCGCUCUUCCUCUUCGAUAAACCCAAUAUUUUGCAAUAAAGUAAAUUAGUUUUUAAACCCAAGCAGUGAGCAUUUUCCCAGGUCGAAGAGUGCCACGGCCCGCGCAGUUCGGUAUCUUUCGGUGCAAUCGCAGCGGCGCAUCUCGCGACUUCGGUCAACCCCCAUUCGUGUUGUUGUGUUGUGCUCCCUGCCUUCUGCCUUCUGUUUUCCGCUUCUCGUUUUUCGCCCUGUGUAUCUGUGUGUUCGCCCGUCAGUCGAGUUAGUUCACCAAUCCCGUCGCAACAGCGGCGGCAACAGCAACAGCAACAGCCAACUGAUGAGUCCCAAUUGUUUUCAUUAACGCAACGAGAGUCGCCCCACUGCGAGCCCUCCCCUCCCCGCCCCUCCAGAGCCACCCGCCCCUCCCCUGUGCCACACCCACCACCGCCACCAGCGACACCCCCACCCCCACCCCCACCCACUGGCCCAUCAAGAGGCGCAGGCCGCCCACCCGACAAAUGGCCAGCAGCAACAGCAACAGUUUUGGGGGCGUGGCAGGCGUGAACGGGGAUCUGUGGCGCGAGUGCGUCGCCUGGCUCACCAGGUGCAAGGUCAUCCCGCCCGACCACAAGGCCGCCCAGGCGGACGCCGAGAUCCGCAUCCUGGCGAUGACGCUGCGCGACGGCGUGCUGCUCUGCAACCUGGUCAUCCACCUGGACCCCAGCAGCAUGGACCCGCGCGAGUUCAACCGCAAGCCCCAAAUGGCACAGUUCCUGUGCAGCAAGAACAUCAAGCUGUUCCUGGACGUGUGCCACAACAACUUUGGGAUCCGCGACGCCGACCUCUUCGAGCCGACCAUGCUGUACGACCUGACCAACUUUCACCGCGUCCUCAUCACGCUCUCCAAGUUGUCGCAGUGCCGCAAGGUGCAGCAGAUGCAUCCGGAUCUCGUCGGCUUCAACCUGCAGCUGUCGCCCAGUGAGCGCUCCCAUUCGGACGAGGCCAUCUACAAGGACCUGCAUUCCACGGACCUGAACAUGCGGAAGACGGGCAGCAUCGACGCCGCCUCCGCCUCCUCGUCGGCGGAGUACUACGACCGAACCUCGCAGAGCGGGUCGCUGGACGAGAACAGCGACAUCACCAUCGAGAACGGCACCGAGGACAUUGACGACUACAUCGAGGACUCGCUGUCCAACAUGUGCGACUCGACCAUCGACAACGACCCGGAGGACGCGGGCGUGGAGACGCCCCUGCUGGCCGACUGCGAGGCAGGCAGCCCCAUGCGGGAGCUCUCCUUCGAUCUCACCCUGGAUGUGGUGGGCUCGACCACGGAUCACUCCGCCUCCAAUGCGGUCACGCCCACUCCGGAGUCCUGUGACGCCGCCCGGUGCACUGCGGUGUGCACUGAACCUGCGUCUGUUGCGGCCGCCCCCGGGCCACCAAUGGGUCGCCUGGUGUCCACCUCGUCCUCCUCGUCGUCGCUGUUGGUCAGCGAGAGCCAGCGCCUGCAGAAGGCGGCCGCCGCCGUGUACAACUACCGAUCCUCGAUGGCGUGCACCGAGCACGAGUACGCCUACAUCUACAGCGAGGAUGACGAGAAGGUCUACGAGGACCUGUGCUACGUCACCUUCCAAGCGAAGGCCAAGCCCGAGGUUACCACCGACAAUAUUGCAUGCAAUGGAACCGGUUACGACCACACCAACACCAAAGAGGAGGAGGUGUACCAAGACCUGUGCGCCCUGCAAAGGACGAGUAGAAGCCAGACCGUCUCGUCGACGAGCUUCGAGCAGCGCGACUACGUCAUCCGGGAGCUAAUUGACACGGAGUCCAACUACCUGGACGUGCUCACUGCGCUGAAGACCAAGUUCAUGGGUCCCCUGGAGCGGCAUCUCAAUCAGGACGAGCUGCGUCUCAUAUUUCCGCGCAUCAGAGAGCUGGCCGACAUCCACACCCGGUUCCUGGACAAGCUGCGCGAGUCCCUGACGCCCAAUGCCAAAGUGAAGAUGGCCCAGGUGUUCCUCGAGUUCCGAGAACCCUUCCUCAUCUACGGCGAGUACUGCUCCUGCCUGCUAGGCGCCAUCGACUAUUUGGCGGACGUGUGCAAGAAGAACCAGAUCAUCGACCAGCUGGUGCAGAAGUGCGAGCGCGACUACAAUGUGGGCAAACUGCAGCUGCGGGACAUCCUGUCGGUGCCUAUGCAGCGCAUUCUCAAGUACCACCUGCUGCUGGACAAGCUGGUGAAGGAGACGUCGCCGAUGCACGACGACUACCGGUCGCUGGAGCGGGCCAAGGAGGCCAUGAUCGACGUGUCGCAAUAUAUCAACGAGGUGAAGCGCGACUCCGACCACUUGGUCAUCAUUCAGAAGGUGAAGGACAGCAUCUUUGAUCUCCAUUUGCUGCAGAACGGCAAUGGGAGCGACCUUCUGCAGUACGGCCGCCUGCUUCUCGACGGCGAGCUGCACAUAAAGGCGCACGAGGACCAGAAGACCAAGCUGCGCUACGCCUUCGUCUUCGACAAGAUCCUCAUCAUGGUGAAGGCGCUGCACAUAAAGACGGGCGAUAUGCAGUACACCUACCGCGACUCUCACAACCUGGCCGACUAUCGGGUGGAGCAGAGCCAUUCGCGACGGACUCUGGGCAGGGAUACGCGCUUCAAGUACCAGCUGCUCCUGGCCCGCAAGUCGGGCAAAACGGCCUUCACCUUGUACCUCAAGUCGGAGCACGAGCGUGACAAGUGGCGCAAGGCCCUUACCGAGGCCAUGGAAAGCCUGGAACCGCCUGGCUGCCGCAGUACCGACCACAAAAUGGAGAUCUACACAUUCGACGCCCCGACUACGUGCCGCCACUGCUCCAAAUUCCUAAAGGGACGCAUCCACCAGGGCUAUCGGUGCAAGGUAUGCCAGAUCAGCGUGCACAAGGGCUGCAUCUCGUCGACGGGUCGCUGCAAACAGAAUCCUGUGAGCGUGCCGCCGCCCGUCUGCGAUCGCCAGCUGUCCGAGUUCAAUUGGUUUGCGGGCAACAUGGACCGGGAGACGGCGGCCCUUCGGCUGGAGAACCGCCGCAUAGGCACCUAUCUUCUGCGCGUGCGUCCCCAGGGCCCAUCCACGGCCCACGAGACGAUGUAUGCCCUCAGCCUGAAGACCGAAGAGAAUGUGAUCAAGCAUAUGAAAAUCAACCAGGAGAACUCCGGCGACUCCAUGCUUUACUGCCUGUCGUCGCGAAGGCAUUUCAAGACCAUUGUCGAGCUGGUUUCCUACUACGAACGCAACGAUUUGGGCGAGAACUUUGCGGGGCUCAAUCAGUCACUACAGUGGCCCUACAAGGAGGUGUACGCUACCGCUCUCUAUGACUACGAGCCGAAGGCUGGCAGCAAUCAGCUGCAGCUGCGCACCGACUGCCAGGUGCUGGUCAUUGGAAAGGAUGGCGACAGCAAGGGCUGGUGGCGUGGCAAGAUCGGCGACACGGUGGGCUACUUCCCCAAGGAGUACGUGCAGGAGCAGAAACUGGCCAGCGAAGAGCUUUGAUAUUACAACUACGAGGUUUACUUCGCACCCAAGGCCAUUACGCCCUCGACGGCAGCCAUUGCUGGAUCGCCAGGAGCUGGAACUGGAACUGGAACUGCAGCGACUGGAGCCAUUAAAGGAGCCCCUGGCGAGGAGGAGCCUGUAGCCAGCCUCAGCAGCCUCGGCAGGCACAGCAACAACAAUUGCAGCUAGAUCGUAGCCUAGUUAAAUCCACCUACAAGUACGUUUGAAAAUACCAAUUGUUUUUAUUUGUGAUUAAGCGCUUUUUGUUUAUACAUACAUAUAUGUUUUUAUCAUUUUUUUUUGCGUCGUCUGCUGGAAACUCUUGUGCCAAUCACAGAAAAAUUACGAAAUCUAUAAAUUGUUUAAUGUUUCAAUUGUUUUAAAUUAUAUAUUGCAAAUAUAUAUAGGACAUGUAUGUUUAUAUUUCCAGGAGAACUAGCUUCCUAUGUUUAUUUUUCCACUUUUCUUGUGUUUAUAAAAUGUAAUCGUCUCACGUCGAGUGAGGGUUGUGCAACUGUAAGGAGAGUAAGGAGUAAUAUGUAUGAAGUGUCCUGCGCGGCAUUCCCGUGCAAACAAAGCUUUAAAGAUUUAUAUUCAUAUAUAUCGUACUGGUAGAUAUUUAACCCUAGUUGAAACGCAAAUGUUAACAUAACGAAAGCAACGCAGCCACAAAAUGUUCGAAGAAAGUAAGAGUACCACGACGUUGUAACGACGAUAAGGAAGUAAAAGCUUUAGUAAUAACGAUAGCCGUCAUAUUUACACGAUGAUCCGCGUUUUAGGCCAGCCAAUUUAUAUAGAUAUCUAUAUUGAACUAAUAUAAUGUACCUAUUUAUGUAGCCAACGAAGAACUGCGAAGUAUCCAAUGAAUCGAAAGUGUUUAGCUAGCGAGCUGAAAGGUUUUGAAAGCAAGAAAUAUAGGGUUUAAUAACGAAACGAUGCCAUGCUCCCAUCUCUCAUCAGUCAGUAAAAUCAGUCUCCGAAGUCGUAGUAUUACUUACUCUAGAUAAGUAGCAGUCACCAAACGGGUUGAUAAUAAAUUAAGUACAACCUGUCUAAAAUUAUAUAUUAUCAAACUGAAUUGUUCUAAAAAGAGAAAAAUCGACUAGUUCUCAACAUCUGAUUAAUAUUGUCAUUGAAUUCAAAUUAAAAAUGUGAAAUUGUUAAAGUGUGUAAAGGAAAUAUGCAGAUCUGUUAAUUAAUUUUCUCUCUCAAGGCACAAGCAAAUGCAAUUCAUAUCACAUAAAUAUUCACUGUCUUGUUUUUCGCACAAGGCACUGCAGCAACUGAAACUGAAAAACUGAUUUUUAAAUUCGAAGGCUAGAAACUCGGUUUCAUACCCUUUCCGUGUGCUAUAUUCGAGUGUUCUCAUAUUUAGGGCCUUCAGAUCCCAUCUCCGAACCGAAGCGCAACGUUAACAAUUCCGAAAGCUGCAUUUAUCACAAAUCACUAUAUCUAUCCUUUUCACUGCUCUCUAGCUGUCUCUUUCUAAACAGCAGAAGGAAAAUCCAUUCUUUCGGCAGCUCCAAAUUAUAUUUAAGUCAAUGUUGUACGUUUAAUUGCAAAAUUGUCGCAUCCAGCAAGGAAACUGUUUGUGGUUUUAUCCAUAAGUAAAACGACUAGAAAAUCUCGCUAAUAAACGACUUUUGUGAAAGUUUUGUUGUUCAAUUAAAA